Molecule: messenger RNA, 1132 nt
Organism: Prorocentrum cordatum
Lineage: Eukaryota; Dinophyceae; Prorocentrales; Prorocentraceae
Source: the annotation of a GenBank genome assembly
GCGGCGCCAGUCCUCACGACGACCCUGCCGCCCGGCGUGGCAGGGCUGCCGCACGCGGCGUCGGCUGUCGCUGGCGGCCUGGGCGGCAGCUUCCGAGCGGCGCCAGCGACGGCCGUGAUGGUGGCGCCGCCGCGCGUGGCAGGCGCGGCCGGCCGCAGCUCCACGCCGCCGGCCCCGCGCGCGGCGGCGGCCGGGCUGGACGGCACGCAGCCACCACAGGCUGGCGCCGUCAGCCCGGCAGUGCGUCUCAGCAGUAUGCAGCGCCCCCUGGCUCCGUCGCCCAAUGCCGCGCCGUCGCCGCUGGUGCGUGCGCAGGUGGCCCCGGAGGUGGAGGCGCUGUGGCGCUCGCAGCAGGAGGCGGAGGCGCUGCGGAAGUCGCUGGCGGAGCAGGAGGACGCUGCGCGGUGGAUGCGCGGGGAGCUCGAUGCCGCGCGGCAGGAGGCGGAGGCCGCGCGGGCCGAGGCGGAGGCCGCGCGGGAGGAGGCGGAGGACGCGCGCCGGGAGGCCCUCGCCGCGCGCGGCGAGGCGGUCCGGCUCUCCGACGCGCUGGAGGUGGAGCGCGCCGCCCGCGAACGGGCCGAGGCGGACUCCGCGUCCUCGGCGGCGAUCGCCACGGCGGCGAUCUCCAGGCAGAUGGCGGCCCCCCGCAUGCAGGCGCCGAGGGGCGCCUCCCCGGCCCGCGGCGCCGCCGCGCCCGAGCGGGCCAGCAGCCCCGGCGCCCGCCCGCCGCCGCUGAGGAGCGGCGGCGGCGGCGCGAGCGCCCGCAGCGGAGCCCCGCCUCCGCGCGGGCGCGCGCGAGCGCGCGGUGGCCAGCGCGCGGAGCGCGCACGGCAGCGAGGUGUCCGCGCGCCACCGAGGUGGCGCCGACGACAUCGACGAGCGGCUGAACGAGUUCCUCGAAAGGAAUCUCUGCCGCCUGUAUUUCCAGCGCCGGAACCGCGGGUGGUACACCGUGUGCCGGAUGGACGAGCAGGAGGGGCUGGCGCUCAGCGAGCGCAGCGCCGAGCUGUCCAUUGUCAAUGGCAAGCUAAUGGUGCGCAUAGAGCAGAGCACGCACGACCCGGGCUGGAACAACGGCAAGUGGGGGCCGAUCGAGCGCUUCGUCGUCAGCUUCCUGGGCUGACCGGCGCGG